GGCCAAAAGAGUGAAACGUGGAAGGGACAGAUAUAUUGUAUUAGAUCAGACCCGUGGCAUCCCAGGGAAUUGUAAUCAGUCGUCCAUCGGGCCACGGUUAUAGCAAUGUGGCCAGUACCAAAGGCUGUGGCGGUGACAUGCCAAUUGGACCCUGACAUGACGCGCUAGCGGGAGGCUCAACGGACCACUCUUUCGUGCGGCUCUGCAAAUCCACUUGCGCGUGCUAGAUAUCCAAAACAACUGCAUCGCGUAUCCUAAGAAUAGUUUCCUGAUAACGGCCGCUAAAUCUUCGACAUGGCUGAACCCACCAGAGCGACAGGGAGUUGGACCGAUGCCUUUCCCGCCCCACGUUGCACCGCACCAACUCUUUCACGCGAAGAGGCCCUGUCACAUAUCUCGUCUCCAGACUUGCUCAUUGUCGAUGUGCGACGCACCGACUAUGAGGGUGGGACUAUUAGGGGUAGCCUCAACCUUCCCGCCCACUCUUUCUACAUGAACCGCGGGGUAUUGUACGAUUUGUGCAAAAGGGCAGGGGUCAAACGCGUUGCAUUCUAUUGUGGCGCAUCAAAUGGAAGAGGCCCCAGGUGCUCUGGCUGGUUUGCAGACCACAUUGCGGAGAAGGGCGAUGAUCAGAUCACAUCGUUGACACUUGGUGGUGGCAUCAAGGGUUGGGUGAAGGCUGGAGAACCUUACACACAACAAAUGGACGGCUUCGAGCCAGAGUAUUGGAAACAGUUCGAAUGAACAUGCAUUGGAUUAUCUAAAUAUAUACGGUCGUAGGAUAGAUUC
This is a messenger RNA of Alternaria rosae, 789 nucleotides long. Its product is annotated as Rhodanese-like domain-containing protein. Gene Ontology annotation, cellular component: nucleus; cytoplasm. NCBI's taxonomy places the organism in Eukaryota, Fungi, Ascomycota, Dothideomycetes, Pleosporales, Pleosporaceae. Gene Ontology annotation, molecular function: protein tyrosine phosphatase activity. The transcript is spliced from 2 exons. The record is from RefSeq and is a predicted model, not a curated record. Bases 295 to 744 code for a protein of 149 amino acids.